Molecule: messenger RNA, 1524 nt
Organism: Penicillium mononematosum
Lineage: Eukaryota; Fungi; Ascomycota; Eurotiomycetes; Eurotiales; Aspergillaceae
Exons: 2
Coding region: 1-1524 (507 amino acids)
Source: RefSeq, a predicted model, not a curated record
AUGUUUUCAAAACUCGUGACGUUGCUUUUGGUGACAUGCGAGUCACUGGCGGAUAUCCCCCCAGUGUAUCGAUCGCGACCAUAUGACCUGGGCGCGUUCGAUCGAUGGCCUCACCAGCUGUACCACUCAUCCAAUGCCAUUGGGCCUAUCCUAAACAUUCACGAGGAAAAUCCACAGUGUCAUAAUGAGAGCCUUUACACUGUUGUGCCCUACUGGGGAAAGCAGGUGAACGUUCCGGGGGUGUUGCUCCUCGAUGCGGACGGGUAUCUCGUCUGGCACACGACCGGGUAUGUCACAGCGGACAUACAAUCCUACCAAGGAGAAGACUAUAUUGUCUCCCUUUCUGAAGACUCAACCUAUUAUGCAUUGAUAAACUCCCGCUAUGAGGAAGUUUACCAAAUCCGCUCAGGCAAUUCAGGCAAGGGGUGGCACCUCGAUGCGCAUGAGUUAACCCUGACUCCCUCAGGGACAGCACUCCUGGUUAUCAAUGGUGUCUUCGCGGUGAACCAAACGGCUUUCGAGGCACCGCCGGAAGUCGAAUUCCUUAUGGAUACAGGGUUCCAGGAGAUCCACAUCCAGACAGGAGAGGUAUUAUUUGAGUGGCGCGCUUCGGACCAUUAUAGCUUCGAAGAGUACUACCACUUCCAGCCAGGCGAUGGUAGAACCGAAAAAACUGCGCCGGAUCUGUUCCAUGUCAACAGCAUCGAGAAAGACGAUCUCGGCAAUUUCCUCAUCUCCUGUCGAAUGAUGAGCUCCAUUGUCUACGUGGAUGGCCGGACAGGCGCUGUGAUCUGGAAGCUUGGAGGGAAAGGAAAUAUGUUCAAAGACCUAUCUGGUGGUGCAGCGACGGGCUUCAAUGGCCAGCACCAUGCCCGGUUCCACGAAAACGGCCGGAUUGUUUCCAUUUUCGACAACGGGAACUGCCCUGGACGUCCUGUGACGGGUCCAACCCGGGGUCUGACGGUGGUCCUGGACACAGAGAAGAUGACUGUGCAGCUGCAGCAUGAAUACAUCAGUCCGAACACCGUUCUCACAGACAACAGUGGAUCGAUGCAGGUCUUGGAUAGUGGCAAUGUGGUCCUGGGCUUUGGCCCGAACGCGAACUGGGCCGAAUAUGCCUCGGACGGAUCGCUGCUCUGCAAUGUUCAUAUGGGUCCCGAGACGUUCUUCAACAGCGGGGAAAUUCGCUCCUACCGGAUCACGAAGAGUCCCUGGGUUGGUCAUCCUCAGACCAUGCCUGAGGUUGCUGUGGAUGAUGGACGAGUGUAUGUGAGUUGGAACGGAGCUACGGAAGUGUCUAUGUGGUCACUGAAUGGAACCGAUGAGGGUGUCGAGGGUGAAUCAGUCUUCUUGGGGAGAUUCCCUAAAGGCGGCUUUGAGACUGAGAUACCUGUUCCUACCAACGCGACCGGUCGGUAUUUCUUUGUUAGUGCUCUGGAUAGAGCUGGUCGGGUUCUUGGGUCAACUUCUGCAACGCAGUGGCCUUCUAAGCAUAGACAAGGCCUUAUUCACCAAGGUCUUUGA